Messenger RNA from Eubalaena glacialis (North Atlantic right whale), 2554 nucleotides. RefSeq names its product gamma-glutamylcyclotransferase (gene GGCT). Bases 1719 to 2291 code for a protein of 190 amino acids. Lineage: Eukaryota; Metazoa; Chordata; Mammalia; Artiodactyla; Balaenidae. The record is from RefSeq and is a predicted model, not a curated record. The transcript has 10 exons. Gene Ontology annotation, molecular function: gamma-glutamylcyclotransferase activity.
CGGAAUCCCUCAGAUCCCCGAGAGGGCUUGCCCCACCGUGGGCGCACGGGAGGGCUGCGAGGUCCCAGGUAGAUCCCCCAGCGAACAGAUUUGCACGCUUAUGCGUCAGUGGGCCUUCAAGGACGCAGCUCCAUCCGACACAUGCUGACCGAAACUCACGAGGACCUUCAGAGCACAGGCUUGUAGAGGGGCACUGACGCUCUGGCUCACCGACGGGAGUACACACUUCUGUUUGUGUUCUUUCGCCCCCUGGUUCUUAAAGGCUCAUUAGACAUCACAUCAGAUAAGGACUUAGACUCAGUGUUGCUCAGCGCAGAUGAUCCUCCGAUAAGGAAACAGAUCAAGAGAGGUUAAUGAUUUGCCCACCUUCACCCAUCCAUGCCUCCCAAUGUCAAGACAAAAGUUGGGGAAAGGAAGGGGAAGAAUGACGGGUUUUUGGAGAAGAUCAGUGCUGACCAGCCUUUGAAGGGCGAACAAGAUUUGAAUCAGCAGAGAUGAGGAAAGGCUGGGAAAAGGUAAUGUGCCGGAGAGUGGAGAUGAGCGUCCAGGUGCCUGGGAUUCCCUCUGCCUGGCCUUGCUUCAGCUGACCUCCCUCUUGUAGUUAGGCCCCCGCUGAUGGACCCUCCGGAAAUGGCUUCUUCCCUCCCUCCUGCCCCAAGCGAGGGUUGGCUGCAAAAGCUGGAUUCCCUUUCUACAGAGGGAAUAGAAAAAUAAAGAAUGUAUUAGUUAUAGAAAUAGCAUUGCACACACCCACCAGAAUGCCUAAAAUGGAAAUGAUGGAAAGUGCAAAGGGAUGCUCUGGGACUCUCCCACACAGCUGAGAGGAAUGUGAAUUUGUACAGCCACUUUGGAGAACUCUUUGACAGUAGCUACUGAAGCCAACCAUACACACCUUAUGGGUGACCAGCAGUUCCACCCCAGGAGUAUACAAGAGCAGACAAGCUCAACAGAGUGAAGUCACCUUUCCCAGACCUGUGAAAUUUUAUAUUACUUCUCUUCUUGUUCCGGUUUGUGGCUCUGGAGAAGUACACACAGUUUACCAUAAGCAGAGCAGGGUUAGUAUAGGCACUGAAAAAACACUCACCGAUCAGUGUCCCUGUGAUGGAUGACACAUUCAUUCACCAAAUACUUAUUGAGAAGCUUCUCGGAGCCACAUCAGAAGAUAGGCACUAGAGGGUACAAAGACAAAACAGUCACUGCCCCUGGCCUCAGGGUGAGAGCAAAGCAGCCACAUAAUUACCAUACGAUAUGACAUUAGAGCAACACCUGACUUUGGGCAGCCUGACUAUACUGAAUCCUUCAUAAUUGUUCGUACAGAAAAGAGUGGUUUGGAGUACAAGGUGGAUGAGAUUGCCCUGUGAAAACUGAAGUGAGAAACUCAACUGGAUCUUGUUCCUGCUUGAUUAUACUGAGGUUAAAGAUUUUUGGAAACAAUACUUCUCAAAUGAUGCUGGUGCUUCAUAUUGUAUCACAUCAGGGGACACAUAAUGUCAGGAGGAACCAGAUCAUUGCAGCUCUAUUCACAAUAGCCAGGACAUGGAAGCAACCUAAGUGUCCAUCGACAGAUGAAUGGAUAAAGAAGAUGUGGGACAUACAUACAAUGGACUAUUACUCAGCCAUAACAAGAAACGAAAUUGAGUUACUUGUAGUGAGGUGGAUGGACCUGGAGACUGUCAUACAGAGUGAAAUCCCAGGUCCGUGCAGGCGUCCGGUGGGACAUGGCGAACUCAGGCGGCGAGGACCUCCGGAGCCAGGAAGGGGAGAGUUUUCUCUACUUCGCCUAUGGCAGCAACCUGCUGACGGAGCGGAUCCACCUCCGAAACCCCUCGGCCGUGUUCUGCAGCGUGGCCCGCCUGCAGGAUUUUAAGCUUGACUUUGGCAAUCCCCAAGGCAAAACUAGUGAAACUUGGCAUGGAGGUAUAGCCACCAUUUUUGAAAGUCCUGGCGAUGAAGUAUGGGGAGUAGUAUGGAAAAUGAACAAAAGCAAUUUAAGUUCUCUAGAUAAGCAAGAAGGGGUUAAAAGUGGAAUGUAUGUCCCAAUAGAAGUUAAUGUUUCUACUCAAGAAGGAAAAGAAAUAACCUGUCGAAGUUAUCAGAUGACAAAUUAUGAGCGUGCUCCCCCAUCACCCCAGUAUAAAAAGGUGAUUUGCCUGGGUGCAAAAGAGAAUGGUUUGCCACUGGAGUAUCAAAAGAAGUUAAACGCAACAGAACCAAAUGACUACAAAGGAAAGGUCUCAGAAGAAAUUGAAGACGUUAUCAAAAGGGGGAAGCAAAAACUCAUUAGAACCUAAUAGAAUACAUCUACAGAUAUUUUCUCUAUAUGCUAAUACAUUUUUAACAUUUAGAACAGGGAUCUGGGAUAUCUCUCUGUUUAAUAUAUUUUCAACAGUGUUCUGAAGGGAUAUCUCACUUGGGUGAUUCCUUGUUUUCAGGCUAUAAAAAGACCAGGAUAGGAGUUAGACAAUUGAAAAGGGGGCCUUGCGGCAUUGGAAUGCAUGACAAGUAGAUGUGAGUAUUCCUUCUGUGAACCCUUAAAGUUAUUUUAUUGAGUUGA